AUGCGUCCCACUAUCAGCCUGAUCCUCUGCCUUUUUGCCAUCCCGAAUGGGAUAUCGGCUUAUCCUGGCCCCGCUGGUCCAGCAACACGGCCUCAUUCCCUUAAGCGCCUUUCAGAGUACAAGUCCUCUACAUCAGGAUGCAGCUCUGGUCAAGAGGUAGUCAUCAAGGCGCCAGUGAAGAAUAUUUUCCAAAGUCUCACGGAUGAGGAAUAUGCCCAUGUUACGGCGUAUCUUCAUGAGCAGAAAGACCUCAACUUGACUGCUGUAGUCAACUCAACCUCCUGGGAUAAUGUAAUCGUGUCUCUGGACCUAUUACAGCCAAACAAGACAGGUGCAUUGACGUAUCUUGAAGGCCACGGUCCUGCUCCAGUCCGCUAUGCCAGAGCAAUUCUCCAGUUUAACUCAAAAUUGCAGCCCUAUAUCCAAGAGUACAUGGUCGGGCCUCUGCCCAUCCAAAAGGGUCUGACACAUCAUGAAGAACUCAACUACAUAUUCACAUCUGGCCGAGGCCGGAUUAAUGUGUACAACGCUGACGGUGAAGCCAUUGCUGCUUUCAACCUCAAGAUUGGCACCGAGAUAAAAGACAUCACCAAGGAGCUUCUCAAUGGUACUGCAACAGGUGCCGAAACCGAUAAUCUGCUGAUUGCAGGCAGUGACCCUCUGAUUCAUCGUAACGAUAGGGUCUACCAGUGGAACGAGUUCUACUCUGCUCAUACUGGCGAAUUCUACUCGGAAACAGUCCUACCCACCAGUUUGCAAUUCAAGGUUGACCUCACGGGCCGAGAUCCAUCCAAGUGGAAGGUGGUGGGCUGGUACUACGACGGCAACUUCUGGCCAACGACUGCCGCUUUUCGCAAGGGCAUCAAGACCUUGAAGCGAAGGCCAGGACCAGUCGUCGAUGGAUCCUGGACUUCUACUGAUCAGCAAGGCGAUAGCUUUCCUCGUGAUCAUCUAUACCCUCCCAUUUCAGUCCAACCUGAUGGUCCCCGAUUUGGAGUGGAUAGAGAGCAGAACUACGUCGAAUGGAUGGACUUUAGCUUCUUCCUUUCUAAUCACAAAGAAACGGGCUUGCAGCUACACGACGUUCGAUUCAAGGGCGAACGCCUGAUCUAUGAGUUUGGUCUUCAAGAGGCUCUUGCGCAUUACGCUUCACAAGACCCGCUGCAUGCCUCAUCGGCAUAUCUUGAUUCCUCAUAUGGUAUAGGCACCAGUCAAUGGAACCUCGUUGACGGUUUUGACUGCCCGUCUCACGCUACCUAUCUCAACACAACGUUUUACAUCAGCGAGACUACCCACGUGCACCCAAACAGUUUGUGUCUGUUUGAGUACGAUACUGGUUAUCCUAUUCAACGACACUUGACCACGGACUAUGUUUCUGCAACCAAGAACAUUGUUUUCACCGUACGCAGCGUUUCCACGGUGGGCAACUAUGACUAUCUCUUUGAGUACUCUUUCUACUAUGAUGGAUCCAUCACCGUUACUGUUCGGGCCUCGGGCUAUAUCCAGGGAGCCUUUUGGUCAGGAGACGGCGAUUACGGUUAUCAUAUUCAUGAUAAUUUGUCUGGAUCUAUGCACGACCAUGUCAUCAACUUCAAGCUGGACCUGGAUGUCAAGGGUACUAAGAACAGUCUGAUGAAGACUGAGUUUGUACCACAUACUCAAGUCUAUCCAUGGUCUGAUGGUCAGUCUAUCAAUACCAUGAAGGUUAACCGCACGUACAUUGCCAGCGAGGAUGACAGCAAGAUAAACUGGGCACCAAAUGGAGCUGCUUCAUAUUCCGUUGUUAAUAGGGAUAAGCUGAAUGACUUUGGGGAGGCACCCGGUUACUCCAUAACCCCGAAUAGCGGUAGUACUGCGUAUCUGACUGUUCAGUCAUCCUCGGCCCUUGGUCAAGCCGCCAAUUGGGCCAAUCAUAACCUUUACGCCCUCCAACGCCACGACACUGAGCCCAAGAGCGCAUACGCCUAUAAUAGCCACGACUUGAAUCGCCCAGCGGUCGACUUCAACAAGUUCUUCAAUGGAGAAAGUCUUGAUCAGGAAGACAUUGUUUUAUACUUCAAUCUAGGCAUGCAUCACCUGCCCAACACAGCCGACCUGCCCAACACUGUGACUACGAAAGCUGUAUCUUCAAUGUUGAUCUCUCCACAGAAUUACUUUGCUGGUGAUGUAUCACGACGGACUGUGCAUCAAGUUCGUAUGUCCUUUGACAAGAACUCCAAUGUCACCGGGGUAAAGAGAUUUGGUGUGAAGCAGCCGACAUGCGCGCUUGAUAUGAACACAGUGGCCCCUGACCUGAGCACGUUUGUCGGGGAGAUCGAGAUUCCCAAGUUUCCUUGGAAUCCGAGUGGCAGUCUGCAGACAAACCCUGGUGGCUAA
Fusarium fujikuroi IMI 58289 is the source of this 2376-nucleotide messenger RNA. RefSeq names its product related to peroxisomal amine oxidase (copper-containing). The coding region runs from base 1 to 2376 and encodes 791 amino acids. Gene Ontology annotation, biological process: amine metabolic process. Gene Ontology annotation, molecular function: copper ion binding; primary methylamine oxidase activity; quinone binding. The record is from RefSeq and is a predicted model, not a curated record. NCBI's taxonomy places the organism in Eukaryota, Fungi, Ascomycota, Sordariomycetes, Hypocreales, Nectriaceae. The transcript is spliced from 7 exons. Gene Ontology annotation, cellular component: plasma membrane.